CAUUCGCAACUCAGUUUCUUACCUUAAUUGAAAAAUAGUUUAAAGGAUAUAAAUGGAAUAGCAGUAGUUCCGUAAAAAAGUUGGUUUUCUUCAGAUAUAAAUAUGCCUAGUGACGCGGAUCAGGUAACUGACGAUGAAAUAAGAGAUGGAGAAGCUCUGAAAAAGAAAUUACAGAAAAAACACUCAAAAACUGUGAAGAAGCUCGGUACGCUAAAAGACAGCCAGGAUUUUGGAGCCUCGACAGAGAUUCGGAUUAAGCGACCGAAGAAAACAAAGAAAGUGAAAGCAGAUGAUCUUGCGGAGGAAGGAGGAAAAGAUGACACUGAACAAGAAAAAAGUCAAACAGACGUUGCUGGCCAUGAAUUGGAAGCGGAAUCAGCUGGUGAUAAAGUGGACGGAGGAAGUGAUAUUGAAACUAAAACAACCUCCAAAACUUUGGAUGUGAUCGAUGCUACCGAAGAACAAGAUGAAGCCACAGAAGGGAAAAGUGAUUCAGGUCCGAGACAGUCGAAGCACAAAGCUGCUCUGCAAAAGAAACUGCAAUCUAAAUUAGAUAAGGUGAAAGAAACAAAAAGAAUGCAGGAAACAGAGGCGGCCGCUUCAACUACAAAUGUGUCUAAAAGGUUAAGGUCACUUCGAGGUCAGACAGUGGUGACCCGAUUUGAGACUGAAGAGGAAAUUGCAAGAGGAGAGCAACUAGAGAAGACUCUGACCUCAAGAAGGCGCUACAGGGAAGCGGUCACUGAAGCCAAGAAAAAGUUCGAAAUUCCAACAGAGCAGGAAUGUUACGAAUUCUUCACUAGAACAUGGGAAGAUCCGGUGGUAGACCAAGAGGAGGAGCAGGACGGGAAGGACCAGCAGACCACAGACACAGCAGGGGAAGGGGCUUCAGAAGGUGGAGUUAAGAAGACUAACACAGAUGCCGCUCUGUUCGAUGCGGAGGGAUAUGUAGUGAAGAGACCUCCAGAGUACAUUCCCAACAGGAAGAGACUUGAGGAUGAGGAGAAUCAAUAUUUUGUGCCCACCAUGCGCCCAGAGGGUAGAGUGGGCUUCAACAUGGAGGGAAGGGAGAGGAGGUUUCUGGAGGAGGAGGGGCUGUAUGUGGGGGAGAAGCCUCUGGUGUCCAUGAGGAAUGUCAACCGAAUGGAGCAGCGCAUCCUUAGAGAGGAACAAGCACCUGACCGUUGGUUUGGGGAGAACGGACACCUGGUGAUGUGCAGUGACCCACUGAAACUGUACCCCUCCAAGCCAAUCAUCUACGCACAGGAGGAACUGGAACCCCAACUGCAGACUCUCUAUGUCAAGGCAUCGACAGCAGAGAACGACUCUCGGUACAUCGAUGGAAGGGUCUCGGAGGCCUCGGUUGGCAAGUACCAAUUAGCGAUCGAGAUCCCAGAGAUGACUUUCUCGCACCAUCCACUUUACAACAGGGAGAACGUACUGGCAGCAAGACUCACUGAGUUAUAUGAUGAGUACUCGCUGAAAAUGGAUAAGAACUUGUCAGAACAUUACAGUGACAAGCUUGUGGCGCUGAGGGAGGCCAUUGCGAAGGUGCAGAACUCGCUAGCCGUAACUCACGAAGACCACAAUUUACGAUCUGAGAUACAAACGCAACAGCUGCAGACACGACUCAACGACUACAUGCGCGAACUGAAGAAAACGAGGGAUCUGAGAGACAAGGAGGAUAAACACGUGAAGGAGAAGAUGAAAUUGAUCACGAGGACGUGGAAACAGAUCAAAGCUGUGAGACAAAAGAGUGGAUACACGUCUACCAAUUUGAAACUACUUCUGCAAAAAAAAGAUACGGAUCGUGAGUUGGAUCUGCAGAGGUGGAAGCGAGACAUAGAGGAGGAGAUGGAGGAGGCGAGGAUGUUGUUCCAUACAGAGUACCAGGCAGCCAUGGCCAAGUACAGAGUGGAACACGAACAGUGGACCAAACACGAAGCCAAAAUGAAAAAGAUCAGAAUGCGGAAAAAGGCGCGCAAAAGUAACAAAAUUGAAGACGAAGAAGCAAUGCUCGGAGACCCUAGUCCAAGCACUGCAGAUGACGCUGAAGAUUCUCCCACAACUCCAGAACCCGCUGCACCGGCAUCAUUUGAUGAGGACCAGGAGCGCCAAGAGAUAACUGACAAGUACCUGAAGAUCAGAAGGAAACCGGGAGAGCCCAUUAUCACUCCCCUAAUGACUAAGGCAGCAACAAUCACGCCACUCACGCAAUGCCCUCCCGAGGAAAAAAGUAGAAGAAACGCCAUACGAAGCGCCAGGUAUUCAGUGCGGGUGUUGUACAAUGGGAAGGAGGUGUCCCACAGUGUGGCUAAAGCGAUGAGUGAUAACUUCUCAGUCCAGUUCAGCCAGAGUAUCAAUGUCGUCAUAGUUCAGUGGCCGGAGUCUGUUAUCAUACAGGUAGUUGAAAGUGGAUUAUCUAAGUCAGUAGUUGCGGAAGUUGACCUGGUGGUGCCUGAUGGAGCUGUGAACACAGCAAACGUGUCACUUGACUCUAAACACUUCAUCUCACAGCAGGUCGUCUCAACAAACAACUCUGGGGUGGGAAGCGGCAAAGAAGUGUUGUUGGCGGAUGAAGAGACAGUGAUGUUGAAGACGAAGGGAGUGAUCAUUUGUAGUCUUGCAUGGGCUCUGGGGGCAGAUGGGACUCCUCUGGUACCACCAACAACAUCACAGAGCACGGCAAAGAGACUACACGCAACAACAAUUGCACAAGAUGGAGGGAUGAUGCAGAUGCCAGCUGACCCUAUUUCGGCCAUUGGCUCCACUGGACAUCUGGACAUGCCUGCUCUGGUCGAGUGGGUGAGACAGAACAGACUGGACCCUAACGACCCCCAGUACUCCACCAUUCUUUACCACGUUAAGAUGUAUACAGAUGGAGCUGUGGGUGAGAGCGAGAGAGGCCCGGCCGAGUACUUCCGGCUGGAACAGCUGCAAGAGGAGUUCGACUUCUGCUCGGACGAGGAGCUGCACUCUAACAGGCGAUUCCGACUACUCGAAUACAGAUCACAGGAGGUCCCCGAGUUCAGACACUACAGGAUGGUACCGGCGUUCGAAAAAGAAAUCAGCGCCAACGUUUUUGAUGAGUACGAGAAUAAAAUGUCUGAAGAAGUGGACGACCGAAGUGGGAAGUCGAGAAUGGCGGGGACAUCAAAGGGAAUAGGUGUGGAGGAAGAUAUGGACGAGCAUAGAGUGCUUGUGAACAAGAUCAGAAAGAGAGUUUAUGAGAAUGUGCUGGUCAGGUUCAUCCAAGCCAGACACCAGUUCGCUAUUUCAGACAUAGUAGACGAACCAACCAUACCAAACACGGAGUUAUUGGGCGAAGCUGUGAAGAAGUUCUUUGAACCGAGACGACCUCUGCGUCCCCCGAGGAAAGAGAGGAAGGCAGUGACUGCGCCCAAUCUUAGUGGAGCGGAUGUGAGGAUCCUUGUGAAUGUCACUUCAGCCACUCACCUGCCAGUCAGGAAAGACACCAAGGCGAAUCACGAAGAGGGCUAUCUGAAUCGUUUGACUUGGAUCGAAAAAGCCAAGAUGGUUGAGACGUACCUGCGUCCAUUCGUCGAAGUCUCCUUCCGCGACCAGCGACUCUCCACUACAGCAGCCGCCUCCUACUCGCCCACUUGGAACGAGGAGAUCUCCAUUCCCUUCUCAGCUCCGAACAAUGACUACUCGCCCUCUAACUUGCAGACCAUUGACGAUAUUUUGUACUUCAAUGUGUUCGACGAGAUACAUGUUGAUUUAGUUCAGGAUGAGCGAGACAGGAUGACGACAGUGCACCAUCGGCUGGAGAGGAGGUGGCUGGGGUCCAUCAAAGUCCCUUUUGGUACUAUCUAUCUCAACAGCAAAAUAGAGGGCACUUUCAGACUCAACACGCCGCCGGUGUUGUUGGGCUACAAAGACAGUCGUGAGUUGGAAGUGAGAACGACGGGACUGCCAGAGGUUCUAUCGGAUGGAGAGGAGGAGAGUAGUCGUGGGAAACAGGGCUCCUUCAUCUCUCUUUUCGCCACAAUUGAGCCUCCUCUGGCACCGGCCGAACCAGUUAAGGAACAAUUCGAAUCAAGAGAAGAUCGGGAGUUGAUCCGCUACGCACAAGAAUGGCAGAGUGCUCUCUCGAAGGCGUUCCCCAAGAGGUCUUUUGUAUGUAUAGUUGUCGACAUUCAAGGGCAGUCGGUGUUUGCCUCCAGAUAUGUGAAUAAACUGGCUCCCCCUGAAGAUGUGGCAAAGCCAAUGGGCGAUUUGGACGAAACAGAGCGCGUGGCGCGGUUCGUGGCCAACAUCCCCUUCGUUUCGGACAACCUUGCCUUCCCAGGAGUGUGUGACAUCUGGAGUACUUGUGAUCAAUUUAUGGCGAUGAUGGCUGGCGAUGAGGAGGAGCACGCGGUGUUGUUGUGCAACUACUUCCUGCAUAUGGGACUACAAGCAUACCUUCUGAUGGGCAAUGCCAUUCCAGAGGGAGUCACUGCAUACGUCCUCUCAUUUCACGGUGAUCGUCCUAAGAUCUGGAACCCCUCGACAGGAAGUAGUUAUGCCACCUCUGACCCCUUCUGUCCUCUGCUUAGUGUUGGAACUCUCAUCAGCAAUUCAAAUGUGUAUGCGAAUGUGCAGGCGUUCGAUGAGCCCUACAGAGUGGACUUCAAUGUGGCUGAUGAGAAGAAGUGGCGGCCAUUCUUCGGGGCGAAAUUCAAACCUGAAAACCUCCCACUAGCAUCUGUACAGCCGGAGAAUUUGGUCUACGAAAUAACAGAAGAGGAAAAACGACUCGAGAUCCAAGACAGGAUUGAGAAGAAUGUGCGUGACAAACUGAUGGAGUGGAGGGCUAGAUUUGUGACUAGAUGGAACAGACACUGUCAAGUCAAGUUCAGAGAUCUGCUGCCCAAACUGGAGACCAGCAGGUCAUCCCAGAACAACCAGAAACACCAGGAGUACCUGAAGACUCUACUAGACCAACACCAGGUGAGUGGCUUCCCCCUGAACAUGCCGCUGACCACAAUGCAGGCCAUACUGGAUGAAGUGCACAGCACUGGGGUCCAUUUGGCACCCGGCAGUGACGUUGAGUUCGCACUGGCCGUCUAUCUCCACCCAUACCCCAACAACAUAUUCUCAGUGUGGGUCUACGUUGCUUGUCUCAAUAGAAAAUCAACAGGCACACAACAGUCAUGAAAUCAUCUGAAAGAAAAGGAAAUCACGUGGAAAUAAUUUCUUUCAUGUCACUAAAUAUAUAUCACAAUGAUCAAAACUCUCCUUCUGUUGUUAGAUCGGCAGCUUCAAUGCUUGAUUAUUUGAAUUGAAAACCUUAGAAUAAGAAAGUUUGAGCUUGAAAAAGAAUAUUGAAUGUAAAUUUGAAAUAUAAUUUGAGGCUCAAUCUCAUUUAUGUAAAAAUUUGUUUGUAAUAUAUAUUUCUGUAAAUAUCCUAUAGAUUUAAAAUUUGAAAAUU
Messenger RNA from Symsagittifera roscoffensis, 5437 nucleotides. Its product is annotated as coiled-coil and C2 domain-containing protein 2A-like. Gene Ontology annotation, cellular component: ciliary transition zone. Gene Ontology annotation, biological process: non-motile cilium assembly; protein localization to ciliary transition zone. NCBI's taxonomy places the organism in Eukaryota, Metazoa, Xenacoelomorpha, Acoela, Convolutidae. The coding region runs from base 103 to 5163 and encodes 1686 amino acids. The transcript has 33 exons. The record is from RefSeq and is a predicted model, not a curated record.